Molecule: messenger RNA, 4092 nt
Organism: Blastomyces gilchristii SLH14081
Lineage: Eukaryota; Fungi; Ascomycota; Eurotiomycetes; Onygenales; Ajellomycetaceae
Product: acyl-CoA desaturase
Exons: 2
Coding region: 998-2419 (473 amino acids)
Biological process (GO): unsaturated fatty acid biosynthetic process
Cellular component (GO): endoplasmic reticulum membrane
Molecular function (GO): stearoyl-CoA 9-desaturase activity; heme binding; iron ion binding
Source: RefSeq, a predicted model, not a curated record
CGUCAAUGGAUUUGAAAAGAGUAAAUAACUUGAGACGAUGGCAAGAGAAGUUCAAUACACUUUUAGUUUUCUUGUCUACGUUUUCUGGAACAAGCUGGGUAGAGAGAGAGGGUUUGACCAGGCCUUUUCGGUCUGGGGCGUUGAGGAAGUUUUGACUUUGGCUAGCUACCUAGUUGCCGAGAUGGGGCUACCACUUGUACUAAUACAUACAGACACUAUGAAUUCUUGUACCUCAAGAAUUUCCACAAGUAUUCAGAAAUGUCUUACCUCACUCAAGAAUACUCACAGUGAAUGUUUUAUGAAAAGAAAAAAGAGUUAUGAGUUAUUCACUUGAUGUAUUCUUUUCUUGAUGUCUAUAAAAUAUAAGGCUCUUUAUAUGUCAAGAGUGAGUUAAUUUUCUUGUGAGUGGAGGUAUAGGGAGUAAAUAUGGUACAUGGUUGUAUGCAUGUGUAAGGUACCUGGUACAAAGCAAGCGCUGUACAGCGUAAACUCUCCUCCACUCCCACCCCAACAAAUCGUCCAAGCAUAAUCUCAUCUUCAUCCUCGCGACACACAACUUACAAGACAACAGGGAAGAACAUCUGAUGAUGAUGAUAAUGAUGAUGAUGAUAAUAGUUCUUAGCAACCCGUGAAGCUGAAGAGAAUCUCACUAGCUUCUUUUUAAAGACGGAUACUUUUCUUCUUCCUUGCUCUCAAUAUCGUCUUCUUCGUCUGUGGUAUACUUCCCCCGGUACUUGGUUGAGCAGGAUCAGGCCAUUCUUCACACCCUCAACCUUUUUCAUUUUUUUAACCCUUUUAACUUCUUCAACUUUCUUCCUGUUCCCCUUCCACUUCUUCUUCCUCCACGUCCUCAUCUUCAACUUCUCUCAUCUCUCCACCCAUCUCUCUAUCAGUCUAUCAGCCUCUGUACUAUCAGCCUCUGUAUCCCCUCGUCUGCUUUAUCCUUCUUCCUAUCGUCCUGAUCUCACCAAACGGCAGGCUGGUCCGCAACACCACCAUGGCUUCAAACGAAGCCCCCGCAACUACUCCAGCUGCUGCUGGAGGGAAAUCCGCAGGCGCAGAUGCUGCUCGUCGAACUACCGCUGAACUCAAGAAGGUCCAUAUCACAGACACACAAAUAACGCUGGCAAACUGGCACAAACAUGUCAACUGGCUCAACGUCACUCUCAUUAUCGCCAUCCCUAUAUACGGCCUCGUCCAGGCCUAUUGGGUUCCCUUGCAACUGAAAACAGCUCUGUGGGCUGUUGCGUACUAUUUCAUGACUGGACUCGGUAUCACUGCUGGUUAUCAUCGUCUUUGGGCUCAUACCUCAUAUUCCGCCACGUUACCCCUGAGAAUCUAUCUGGCUGCUGUUGGAGGUGGUGCAGUGGAAGGAUCCAUUAGAUGGUGGGCGAGAGACCACCGUGCCCACCACCGCUAUACCGACACAGAGAAGGACCCUUACUCCGUCCGCAAAGGCCUCUUAUACUCCCACAUUGGCUGGAUGAUAAUGAAGCAAAACCCCAAACGCAUCGGCCGAACCGACAUCACAGAUCUCAAUGAAGACCCGGUCGUCGUCUGGCAACACCGAAACUACCUCAAAGUUGUCAUUUUCAUGGGCCUCAUCUUCCCCAUGCUUGUCAGUGGCCUGGGCUGGGGUGACUGGUUUGGUGGCUUCAUCUACGCCGGCAUCCUGCGCAUCUUCUUCGUCCAACAAGCCACCUUCUGCGUCAACUCCCUCGCCCACUGGCUGGGUGACCAACCCUUCGAUGACCGCAACUCUCCACGCGACCACGUCAUCACCGCCCUUAUUACCCUUGGUGAAGGUUACCACAACUUCCACCAUGAAUUCCCCUCAGACUACCGCAACGCGAUUGAAUGGCACCAAUAUGAUCCAACCAAGUGGACCAUCUGGAUCUGGAAGCAGCUCGGCCUUGCCUAUGACCUCAAGCAGUUCCGCGCUAACGAGAUCGAAAAGGGCCGCGUCCAGCAAUUGCAGAAGAAGAUCGACCAGCGCCGCGCAAAGCUCGACUGGGGCAUUCCCCUCGACCAACUCCCCGUCAUCGAAUGGGACGACUACGUCGACCAAGCCAAGAACGGCCGGGGCCUCAUCGCCAUCGCCGGCGUCGUCCAUGACGUUACAGACUUCAUCAAGGAUCACCCCGGUGGCAAGGCCAUGAUUAACGCUGGUAUCGGUAAAGAUGCCACUGCCAUGUUUAACGGCGGCGUGUAUAAUCAUUCGAAUGCAGCGCACAAUCUGCUAUCGACGAUGCGGGUUGGGGUUAUCCGUGGUGGUUGUGAGGUGGAGAUCUGGAAGCGGGCGCAGAGAGAAAAUAAGGAGGUGGAGUCGGUGCGGGAUGAGUAUGGGAAUCGGAUCGUGCGGGCGGGAGCACAGGUGACGAAGAUCCCGGAGCCUAUUCCUACGGCUGAUGCAGCGUAGAAAGAAGUGCUCCUUUGGAACUUUUCCUUGUUUUGAUAUUUGACGUGUGCCUUUAGAAGGUGAAAAAGUCGCGGGUUUUUGAUGAUAUGCGACAAACACCAUUGUUUUCUGGAGUUUUUUUCUUUUUUUUCUUCUUUCUUUUCCCUUUUUUUUCCCUCCAUUAAUUUUUUCCUCUCUCCAUUCCUUGUUCUCUUUUCUCUCUUCCUGUACCCAUCGCUCUUGUAAUACGUAACGGCUGCAACGAACAUAACCCAGCACAUAUCUGAUUUUGAUUUAAUGUCUUCGUUUCUUUUCUUUGUUAGUUAUCUUCAUGGGGUUUCCUGACCAAAAAAAAAAAAAAUAUCUUCCGCCCCCUCGAUAACUUUAUUUUCCUUUUUCAUCUUGGUAUCCACCCUCCCCCCCGUCUUUUCAUCCGCUCCACUUCUAAGUGAACUGAAAUGCUGUCGGGAUAAGGUAUGCUUCACGCAUACCAUACCGCACCUGAAAAUGCUUUUUGAGUCUGGGUUGCGCCGUUUGUGCUUCUAUUUCUUUUUAUUCUCAUGUAUCUCUUCUUUUCUCCAAAGACCUUUUUGUAUUUUUCGCACAUCUCUUCCUCAGUAAUAUAUCCCUCCCUCCCCUGCCUCUCGUCUGCACCCUUAACAAAAGAAUACGCUCGGCCGCAUCUCUUUUUAAUAUUUGCUUUCUCCUUUUCUUUUCUUCUAUUUUGUUUUUUCUUUCUUCCUCCUUAUCAUCUCCCUUAAUUGAUGGUAAAAAAUAUGUCUGAUGAGAAACAACAGCGAGUAGUCUAGCAUCUAGACGAAUACAAGAAUAAGACUAAUACAAAAACAAAUGACGUUUUGCUUUUCCUUUUCUUUGAUUGAAAUGUGGAUAUGAGAUAACUAAAAUUUGACGAUGUGAAAAUGUCGUAUUUUUCUAUUCCUCUCCGCCUGCAACAAGAAAAGAAAGAACUUACAAGCAUUCUCAUUCUUUUGCACAGGAAAUCAAGGUUUUCCUCUAGAGUUAACUAUUAAAUAAGGGACGAGUAAUCCCUCCAGGCUUCAAGCAACCCGCCAGGGGCCCGUGUUGGGAGCAGAGAGAGGAGAGAAGAGAGAGAGAACAGAGGAAAUAAAUCUCAGUGAGGAAAGUAAUUUUAGUAAUUAAUGAAUCAGUAGUUACAGAUUGAAAAAGAUAUGAAAAGAAAACAAAACACUUUUGACAACUGGCAGUUAUCAUUUGGGAAUAAAUUGAGGGGAACAACAAGACAGCGGUUGAACAUGUGAUUUCUCGCUGUUUGAGAGGACAAGAGACAACACAGCAGGUUCAUUAGAAACAUCUGUAUGGAUAUCUAUCUAUACAUCUAUAUCAAACAUCAGAUCCUCAUAAUACUGGAUGAUAGUACGGAUUAUAACCUUGUCUCCAAGAAAGGAAUACUCAAUUUCCUUUUCCUUUCCCCCCCCCCCCCUUCAUUCUUUUAUCGAGUUAGUUAGAUUAGUUCCUUUUCAAUGUUAUGUACUGUGUGCACAGAGUUGUAUAACGGCGUGAUGAACAGUAGCCACGGAUUACAGGGACAGGGAACCCUCCUUAGCCUGCGGAAUGCAUAUUUCUUGCAUCCAUGCAAUAUGUAAUCUGUACGGAGCAUGCAUUUCCCGAAUUGCUGUUCUUGUUGGCCGUUACGGCCGUUGCGGUUAGCGAUC